UAUAAACGCGGAGACGACUCGAUCGCCCAGGAAUUUGAAUAUAUUGGGAACAACCGCAAGUCUGUGCAUAUUAGUGUCGAAGCUAUUCUCAAGAAGUAUCAGACGUCUAUCAAUGUACUAUAUGUCAUUUUUAGGACCACUUCUGUCAAAGAAGUAAUGGGCGGGCUGCAUACCCUUGUCAGACAAGGCAAGGUGUUCUACCUGGUAAGUAAAAUGACUUUGACUGAAUAUAUUCGAGGGAAUAUCUGA
Lentinula edodes (shiitake mushroom) is the source of this 249-nucleotide messenger RNA. RefSeq lists its product as uncharacterized. The transcript has a single exon. The annotation marks the transcript as partial. Lineage: Eukaryota; Fungi; Basidiomycota; Agaricomycetes; Agaricales; Omphalotaceae. The record is from RefSeq and is a predicted model, not a curated record.